UUUUUCUUUUUGGGAUUUGUGGCAGCUGGCAGCGUGCUGUGUUCGUGUUCCUGGGGACGAGGCGAGGAUGGGCAGUUAGGGCACGGAGAUGCUGAGGAUCGUCUGCUUCCGACGCUGGUGAGUGCGCUGAGUAGCCCGGGGAUUGUGUCGAUUGCUUGCGGAGCUGAUCAUACUACUGCUUACUCUGAGGAUGAGUUGCAAGUUUACAGUUGGGGGUGGGGAGAUUUUGGGAGGUUGGGGCAUGGAAAUUCAAGUGAUCUGUUUAUGCCACAGCCUAUCAAAGCAUUGCAAGGGAUUAUGAUCAAGCAGAUUGCUUGUGGAGAUAGUCACUGUUUGGCUGUAACUAUGAAUGGGGAGGUGCGGAGUUGGGGGCGGAACCAGAAUGGGCAGCUUGGUCUUGGGACCACUGAGGAUUCUCUUAUACCACAAAAGAUUCAAGCAUUUGAGGGAAUUCCUGUGAAAAUGAUCGCUGCGGGUGCUGAACAUACUGCUGCGGUUACAGAAGAUGGCGACCUAUAUGGAUGGGGCUGGGGCCAGUAUGGUAAUUUGGGCCUAGGUGACCGAAAUGACCGUCUAAUCCCAGAAAAGGUUCUUCAGACAAAUGGGCAAAAGAUGGUAUCCAUAGCAUGUGGGUGGCGUCAUACAAUAACUGUUUCCUCCUCUGGUACCUUAUACACUUAUGGAUGGUGCAAAUAUGGUCAACUAGGGCAUGGAGACUUCAAAGAUCAUCUCAUUCCUCAUCUGGUGGAAGUGUUAAAAGAUAGAUGCAUAUCUCAGAUAUCGGGUGGUUGGAGGCACACUAUGGCUCUCACAUCAGAUGGACAGCUUUAUGGCUGGGGUUGGAACAAGUUUGGACAAGUUGGUGUCGGUGAUAAUAUUGAUCAUUGCUCUCCGCAGCAGGUUAAAUUUCCAGACGAACAGAAAGUUGUCCAAAUCUCUUGCGGGUGGCGGCACACUCUUGCUGUGUCAGAACGAAAAAAUGUGUUCUCUUGGGGGAGGGGUACAAGUGGACAGCUUGGACAUGGAGAUAUUUUAGAUCGUAACACCCCAAAGCUUAUUGAAAUUUUGAGCACUGAUGGUUCCGGUUGUAAGGAGAUAGAAUCUUCAGAAUCUAUAACAGGCAAAACCCGGGUUUCACCAUCCGAAAGAUAUGCUAUUGUUCCAGAUGAAAUUGUUACAAAGCGAGUAUCUGACCCUGUCAGCGGCAAUGGAGGCGAUGUAAAUGUACCAGAUAAGGAUGUUAAGCGAAUAAGAGUCUAAGGCAGUUUGGCGAUGUAAAUGUACCAGAUAAGGAUGUUAAGCGAAUAAGAGUCUUAAGGCAGUUUCCUGUUCGUAUGUUCUACAUUUUAUGUAUGUCAUCUUAGCUUCUAUAAAGAUUGUUGCAGUAUCUCCAAUGUUUGGACAUCUCAAUCUUCUCGAAAUUUAGUUUCUUCGUUGAGUAUGUUCUUUAGGAAAAGCCUGAACCUGUGAUUUAUCGAUAACGAAGAUUCUUUGAAGAGUCUUUUAACA
This is a messenger RNA of Asparagus officinalis (garden asparagus), 1509 nucleotides long. Its product is annotated as ultraviolet-B receptor UVR8-like. The annotation marks the transcript as partial. The record is from RefSeq and is a predicted model, not a curated record. NCBI's taxonomy places the organism in Eukaryota, Viridiplantae, Streptophyta, Magnoliopsida, Asparagales, Asparagaceae. The transcript has 11 exons.